Prunus avium (sweet cherry) is the source of this 947-nucleotide messenger RNA. RefSeq names its product TBP-associated factor 13 (gene TAF13). Gene Ontology annotation, biological process: transcription by RNA polymerase II. NCBI's taxonomy places the organism in Eukaryota, Viridiplantae, Streptophyta, Magnoliopsida, Rosales, Rosaceae. The record is from RefSeq and is a predicted model, not a curated record. Gene Ontology annotation, molecular function: protein heterodimerization activity.
UCUUGUGUCUCGUGUGGCCGUAACGAUCGAAAACGGUAAGAUAUAAAAUCGGUCCAGUUCAAAACGCUGGCAUAUAGGCGCCUUUCUGAUCUAGCAAAGCAAGUCUCUCUCUCUGUCCUGCUCCUUUUGUAAUUGGAAUUUAGGGUUUUGAAGAUCUGACGAGGGUUUAGAAGAUGAACAACCUUGCUGGAGGGCAGUCCUCAAAAUCGAAAGCUGGAUCCUCGCAGCCAUCCGAAACUUCAUUUAAGCGAAAACGGGGAGUGUUUCAAAAAGAAUUGCAGCACAUGAUGUAUGGUUUUGGAGACGAUCAAAAUCCUCUUCCAGAAAGUGUGGCACUUAUGGAGGAUAUUGUUGUGGAAUAUAUCACUGAUUUGGUACAUAAAGCCCAAGAUAUUGGAUCAAAGAGGGGAAAGUUAUCAGUUGAGGAUUUUCUGUAUCUAAUUCGCAAGGACUUUCCGAAGCUUAACCGCUGUAGAGAAUUGCUGUCUAUGAAUGAAGAGCUGAAACAGGCAAGGAAGGCUUUUGAGACAGAUGAAGAGAAGCUGAGGAAGGCUUUUGAGACUGAUGAAGAGAAGAUGAGGAAGGCUUUUGAGGCAGAUGAAGAUAAACAUGGGUCAACAGAGUGACAUGGGAGUAUUUCUACUUAAACUCGUCUCCUGGUGAUCAUUUUCUUUUGGGAAAUUGGUCUUGUUUCACUUAAUCUUAGCCAUUUUAGUGUCCAGGAUUAGAUAGCAGGAUUCAGGAAAGAUCCAACACACAACACUUGGCAGCAUUCCGAUGUUGCAGCAGAUUGGCAUGUUCAUCUGGCGUGGUUUUACCAGAUUGACAAGUUUCCCAAUGGUUUUACCAGCUUUUUUUCUCUUUCUUUUUCAUCAACCUUUGUAGCAGAUUGGCAUGUUCAUCUAGUGUGGUUUUCCUUUUAAAUAGUGAUGAUAUAGUGUGGAUAA